AUGCCUCUGCUCAGCCGCAAGGACAACAAAAACUCGACGAAGCACCGUUUCGGUAUGAACCAUCUCCGCCGCCUGUUCUCGACUCGUUAUCAGCCCGUGAUGCAGGAACAGCAACCACUGAUGGCCUCGGAGGAGACCACCAACUUCCACCGCUACAACACCCUCGCUUCCCUCGAGGGCCGCGCCGCCAGCAACCGUUCCUCCGAAUGGUUCGACUGGAUCGACCAGAUUCACGAGGAGAAGAAGGAGGAGGAGCAGCAGCCGCAAGGCUCUGGCAUCCUUCGCGCCUGCCUUUCUCCGUUGCAGCUCGACAAGCCGCUUCCGCUCACGCCGCCUGCACCUCCGGUCCCGCCGAAGGACAACAACAAGAGCAACAGCAACGGCCGCCCUUUGCCGCCGACCCCGUCUCCGCCGCCGGUCCCGCCGAAGGACCCGCGCCGCCGUUACACGAAGCCUCUGCCGCCGCUGCCUUUGUCGUACACCAAGCGCCCGCUGCCUCCGACGCCGCCUAAGCCGCAGGUUCCGCCCAAGGACUUCUAA
This is a messenger RNA of Lasiodiplodia theobromae, 540 nucleotides long. RefSeq lists its product as uncharacterized. The record is from RefSeq and is a predicted model, not a curated record. NCBI's taxonomy places the organism in Eukaryota, Fungi, Ascomycota, Dothideomycetes, Botryosphaeriales, Botryosphaeriaceae. Bases 1 to 540 code for a protein of 179 amino acids. The transcript has a single exon.